CAGACACUUCAUCGCACCACAUUUUGCGUUGUAAACAAAAGAAUUAGGAAAUCAUCCAGAACUAGAUAAAAAGUAAUUAUGGCUGGCCGACCAGAGCACAAGGCUCCUCCGGAGAUUUUCUACAACGACGAUGAAGCCCAAAAGUACACCAACAACACGCGAAUCAUAGAGAUCCAGGUACAAAUGUGCGAGCGUGCGAUCGAGCUACUGGCCCUCGACCCGGACGAUGAUGGCCCGAGGCUCAUUUGCGAUAUUGGAUGCGGCUCCGGACUGUCCGGCAGUGUUUUGGAGGAGCAGGGCCAUCAGUGGAUUGGCGUGGACAUAUCGAAGUUCAUGUUGGAAGUCGCAACGCAGCGGGAAGUGGAAGGUGAUCUCAUUCUCGGUGACAUGGGACAGGGAAUGCCCUUCAAAGCUGGCACAUUCGACGGUGCGGUGUCUAUUUCGGCCCUGCAGUGGUUGUGCAAUGCCGAUAAGAAAAGCCACAUACCCCAACAACGUUUGCAUAAGUUUUUCACCACCUUGUUGUCGUGCCUGACCCGUAAUGCAAGAGCCGUCUUUCAGUUUUAUCCGGAGAAUUCAGCACAACUCGAGCUGAUUACUUCUCAAGCGACCAAGGCUGGAUUCUUUGGUGGACUCGUCGUCGAUUAUCCCAACUCUAGCAAGGCUAAAAAAUACUUCCUCGUACUAACUACUGGUGGCAUUGCAAAACUGCCCGCAGCGCUGGGAACCGGUGAAACAGAAAGCCAGGUCCCGUACAACCGUAAGCAGGCGGCAUACGCUAAGAAUGCCCGUGGUAAACCACUGAAAAAAUCGCGCGAGUGGGUCUUAGCGAAAAAAGAACAGCGUAGGAAGCAAGGCGAGGACACUCGUAAAGAUUCUCGCUACACAGCCCGGAAGCGUAGUGGAAGAUUCUGAAAAAAUAACAAGGAUAAUCAAACUGUAACAAGGUGGUUGUUUAUUAUUGGCGUUGCACACCAGCGGUAUAUUGUUAUUACUUCAUCAAAAUAUGUACACAUAAAUAACACAUCUUCACUUAUGCACUUUACUAACGAACGGCCAACUCAUGGCUCCUUCUUAGUUACCGGUUGUGGAGUAUCAUAGCUUGCCUCUUGGAAAGCGAUCACACAAUAAAGUAUACAGAAAAACAACAACGGAAAUAUGAUGUAUUCGUGCUGCAGGCGCGUCUGAAAUAUCUCCUCCCUUUCCGCCUUUCGUUUGAACCG
Molecule: messenger RNA, 1223 nt
Organism: Anopheles coustani
Lineage: Eukaryota; Metazoa; Arthropoda; Insecta; Diptera; Culicidae
Product: probable 18S rRNA (guanine-N(7))-methyltransferase
Exons: 3
Coding region: 79-915 (278 amino acids)
Biological process (GO): rRNA (guanine-N7)-methylation
Cellular component (GO): nucleolus
Molecular function (GO): rRNA (guanine) methyltransferase activity
Source: RefSeq, a predicted model, not a curated record